Messenger RNA from Canis lupus familiaris (dog), 2866 nucleotides. It is a transcript of the gene ANO9, whose product is annotated as anoctamin 9. Gene Ontology annotation, biological process: chloride transmembrane transport. The transcript is spliced from 22 exons. NCBI's taxonomy places the organism in Eukaryota, Metazoa, Chordata, Mammalia, Carnivora, Canidae. Gene Ontology annotation, cellular component: plasma membrane. The coding region runs from base 265 to 2544 and encodes 759 amino acids. The record is from RefSeq and is a predicted model, not a curated record. Gene Ontology annotation, molecular function: chloride channel activity.
GGAGGGCGAGCCCUCAGGGGGCCGAGGGGUCCCCAGGACAGGGAGGGGUGUUCCUUCCAGCCUGGGGCGUGGCUGCAGGAGGAUCAGCCCGGGCAGGAGGAGGGGCAGGAGGAGCGAGGCAGGAGAGACCAGGGAGGGAGGGGUGAGGCCCACGCGGAAGUCGGGUAGGGCUCGCCUGCUGCCCGCUGCCACACUCGGGCCUGCCAGCUCCUGCCAGCCCUGACCCCACGGCCAGCGAGCAGGGUGAGGACAGCCUCCAGACCGAUGGGGACGGAAGGGGACAGCUUCCCGCUGAUGGAGGUCAACACCGGUGACCCCGAGGCCUCUGAGCCGUGGGAUUACGUCCUCGUGGCCGACCGCCGAGGCCAGAGAGCUACCGGGCAGGCCCACCGGCAGCUGCAGUUCCUGGAGAAGCUCAAGAGAAAGGGCUUCCGUUACAAGAUGAUGGAAGACGGCGAGAAGGUGUUCUUUGGGAUCCGAGCAGAGAGCAGGAUCUUUGACCUGUACCGCACACUCCUCAUGGAGUCCGAGGGUCCUGGCGCCAGGACGCAGCCCGCCGGGCCAGCCCCCAUCCCAGCCAGCACCAGAAUCCGAAUUGUCAACUUUGUACUAAACAACACGACGGCCGCUGGUGACACCCUGGACGACUUGGUGAAGAGUGGGGUGUUUGAGACCAGAUUCGUGCUGCACAAGGGGCAGGACGACCUCAGGAAGGAGUGGGCGCAGUGGAGGCGCGUGCUCCGCCCGCAGCCGAUCGACGACAUCAGGGACUACUUCGGCGAGAAGGUGGCCCUGUACUUCGCCUGGCUCGGCUGGUACACCUACAUGCUGGUGCCCGCCGCCGCCGUGGGCCUCCUCGUCUUCCUCAGCGGCUUCGCCCUGUUCAACGCCAGCCAGAUCAGCAAGGAGAUCUGCGAGGCCCACGACAUCCUCCUGUGCCCUCGCGGCGACCACAGCCGCAGGUACCAGCAGCUCUCGGACACCUGCACCUUCGCCAAGCUCACGCACCUCUUCGACAACGAGGGCACCGUGGUCUUCGCCAUCUUCAUGGCUCUGUGGGGUGAGUGUCGGCGGGCACCGGCGGGCAGCCUGAGCCCCGGGGCCGCCAGCCCCGGAACCCCGCGCCCCCUCUCUGCUCCCGUCCGCAGCCACCGUGUUCCUGGAGAUCUGGAAGCGGCAGCGGGCCCGUGUGGUCCUGCACUGGGACCUGUACGGCUGGGACGAGGACCAGGAGGAGAUGGCGCUUCAGCUCAUCAACCACCGCGACUACCAGCUGCGGCCGCACCAGCACUCCUACCUGAGGAGCAGCGUCAUCCUCAUCCUGUCUGUGCUCAUGAUCUGCCUCAUGAUCGGCAUGGCCCACCUGCUGGUGGUCUACCGGGUCCUGGCCGCCGCCCUCUUCAACUCCACCCUGCUGUUCCAGGAAGAGCAGGUGACCACGGCUGUGGUGGUGACCGGCGCCCUGUUCCACUAUGUGGUCAUCCUCAUCAUGACCAAGAGAAGCCCAGGACCUUCUCGGAGCGUGAGAGCAAGUUCACCACGAAGUUCUUCACUCUGCAGUUCUUUGCCCACUUCUCAUCCCUCAUCUACAUUGCCUUCAUCCUGGGCAGGAUCAACGGUCACCCCGGGAAGUCUGUGCGCCUGGCGGGGCUGUGGAAGCUGGAGGAGUGCCAUCUCAGCGGCUGCAUGAUGGACCUGUUCCUGCAGAUGGCCAUCAUCAUGGGUCUGAAGCAAACGCUCAGCAACUGUGCGGAGUACCUGGGCCCGUGGCUGGCUUACAAAUGUCGCUUGAUGCGCUUCAAGCUGGGCCGUGCAUCUGGGGACCCCGAGCUCAGGGACAUGCAGCACAACUACCUCCUGAACCCAGUCAACACCUUCAGCCUCUUUGACGAGUUCAUGGAGAUGAUGAUCCAGUAUGGCUUCACAACCAUCUUCGUGGCCGCCUUCCCUCUCGCCCCGCUGCUCGCGCUCAUCAGCAACCUCGUGGAGAUCCGCCUGGACGCCAUCAAGAUGGUCAGGCUGCAGCGGCGCCUGGUGCCCCGCAAGGCCAAGGACAUCGGGACCUGGCUGCAGGUGCUGGAGACCAUUGGGGUGCUGGCAGUCAUCGCCAACGGGAUGGUCAUCGCCUUCACUUCUGAGUUCAUCCCCCGAGUGGUGUACAAGUACCAUUAUGGCCCCUGCCGACUGGGGGCCCAGCCUGCAGUGGACUGCCUCACGGGCUACGUCAACCACAGCCUGUCCGUGUUCUACACCAAGGACUUCCAGGACCCCGUCCAGGCAGAAGGCUCAGAGAACAUCACCGAGUGCAGGUACCGCGACUACCGCGACGCCCAGGACUACAGCUUGUCGGAGCAGUUCUGGGUCCUGCUGGCCAUCCGCCUGCUGUUCCUCAUCCUCUUCGAGCACGUGGCCUUGUGCAUCAAGCUCAUCGCUGCCUGGUUCGUGCCUGAUGUCCCUCAGUCCGUAAAGAACAAGGUUCUGGAGGAGAAGUACCGGGCACUCCGGGACAAGAUGUGCUCCAGCUCCAAGAGCACAGACGUGUAAGAGACGCCGAGCUGCCCAAGAGGCUGAGAACCACCCGCCACCUGCCACCCCACUCGCAGCGGACGUGGGGGUCCCCGGAGCUCUGUGUGUGGGGGCCGCGGGGUGUUGUGAGCGGCACCUUGUGGUCUGUGAGGGCUCAGCCCCGACUUGAAUUCUGGCCCCCCACCCACAGAGCUGGGCGAGGGGGGUUUGCCUCUCAGCACACACCACAGGAGGAGCGGCCUGUUUGCUGAGCCUCCCUCUGCGUGGUGGGACCCAGGGGUCCCCACCCCACCCCCGGCCUGCAGAACUUUCUUAAAAUAAAACUUGUGUGUGUGUCGAU